Molecule: messenger RNA, 633 nt
Organism: Papaver somniferum (opium poppy)
Lineage: Eukaryota; Viridiplantae; Streptophyta; Magnoliopsida; Ranunculales; Papaveraceae
Exons: 2
Coding region: 1-633 (210 amino acids)
Source: RefSeq, a predicted model, not a curated record
AUGCAUCUCAACGGUAUUGAUGCCGAGGAUCAAGCUCAGUUGGAGAGGAGUAUAUCUGAUGAAGAAAUGCUUUCAGCUCUUAAAACGUUGGGUCAGGAUAGAGCCCCUGGUCCUGACGAGUUCCAAGAAAAUGUUGAGGAAGUUAAAGACCUAAGACCUAUUAGCCUCACUAAUUCUGUCUACAAGGAUGUUUCUAAAGUCCUUGCGGAAAUAUUAAAACCUCUUUUGCACAAGUUGAUAUCUAAUCAUCAAUCCGCUUUUGUGAAAGGCAGGCAAAUCCUUGACAGUGUUUUGAUUGCCAAUGAAUGUUUAGAUUCCAUAUUGAAGUCUAAUAUUUGGGGAAUUAUCUGCAAGAUUGACCUAGAGAAGGCGUUCAACAAUGUUAGAUGGUCCUUUGUGGCUGAAUUCCUUGUCAGAAUUGGGUUUGGUGCUGUUUGGAGAAAGUGGAGUGCUGGUCGUACACAAAGAGUCCCAUUUUCUGUUCUUGUGAAUGGUAGCUCUUGUGGAAAGUUAACUAGUCAAAAGUGUUUGCAUCAAGGUGAUACACUCUUACCUUUUCUCUUCUUGUUGGUCUCGAAAUUUCUCAUCACUAUGUUCUCUAAGGCUGCAGAGGUUGGUUGGCUCGAUGUUUAG